Molecule: messenger RNA, 2259 nt
Organism: Siniperca chuatsi (mandarin fish)
Lineage: Eukaryota; Metazoa; Chordata; Actinopteri; Centrarchiformes; Sinipercidae
Gene: slc48a1a
Product: solute carrier family 48 member 1a
Exons: 3
Coding region: 632-1066 (144 amino acids)
Biological process (GO): heme transport
Cellular component (GO): plasma membrane; lysosomal membrane
Molecular function (GO): heme binding; heme transmembrane transporter activity
Source: RefSeq, a predicted model, not a curated record
AUGUACAAGUGAUAAGUGACUUUAGGGCAAAUUGUUGAAAACACACCCGAGAGAUUCGUUAUUUCAACACAGCAACACCAACUAUUCUUGUAUUUCGAGUGUUGUUUAAGAGUGAAGUACACGCACAGACCAAUAAAACCGAAGACAUUCAGUCCUCACCGAUGUGUUGCGGCAUCGGCUGAAGACAGCGAUCCACAGUGGGAGUGUUUGCUGGAUAAUAGCAUCAUCUUUGCGGUGCAUAUCAGAUAAACUUGUCUUGAUGGUUUGUUGCUGCUUGUUAGCUUGAAAUAUAAAUUGUGUCAUCGCAGUCUGUUUGUUGUACUCAUGGAUGUUCUAAUAAUACAUCCAUGGUUGUACUAGGCACACAAACUGGCUAUUAUUUAGCUAUUUCUAAAGCUAGUUUUGCUAACAGUGUCAGGCGUCGUUCUCCCCUGGUCGGUCGCCAAAGGGGGAUUUCAUCUUGUCGUUUUCCUGUUGUUAGUAUCAAGGAUAUUAGCUUAACGUUAGUUACAUAAUGUGGCGGUAAGCUGUUGAUGUAGCUCAAUACCAGUCUGUUUAAAAAAAAAAAAAAAAACUCCUUUAUCUCUUACGCCUGUUCCAAACAUUUAGGUAGCAGUAGUUGUAUUUAACAAUGGGAAUCAGCAGAGUUUACAUUAGCAUAGGUUAUGCUACCUUUGGCACCCUGGUUGGACUUUCCGCUUUCUUGGUCUGGAAUAUUGCGUACAAACAGCCAUGGACGGCGGCCAUGGGAGGCCUGUCAGGAGUUUUGGCACUCUGGGCUCUUGUCACACACAUCAUGUACCUGCAGGACUACUGGCGCACCUGGCUCAAAGGCCUCAAGUUCUUCAUCGCUGUUGGUGUGCUCUUCUCAGCUUUGGCAGUGGCCGCCUUCAUCACCUUCUUAACUCUCGCCAUCACACAGAAGCAAUCUCCUACUGACCCGAGGAGCCUCUAUCUCUCCUGUGUGUGGAGCUUCCUGACUCUCAAAUGGUCCUUCCUCUUGGCCUUAUACUCCUACAGAUAUCGCCAGGAGUUUGCAGACAUCAGUAUCCUCAGCGAUUUCUAGUCAGUACUGAUUUUAUAGACUGUGAUGGACUUUGAGGGGUUUUAGGCUGCCAGCCGGAGCUGGUCAAAGAGCUUUUGUAACGAAGACGAGGAAAAGCAGACAUGGCUAGAUUUAAAAAGUCAUCUGACUUUUACCACAUGGAGUUGCACUUGCUUAACAAGCUCUGUAUUUUUUCUUGUAACCUGUUAUCCGACUUUCAGUGACCCACAUAUUAUAUUCCUGUAAGUAGUCAUAAGUCUAAGCCUCCUGAAGACAGGAACUGCUUUUGAAUGAAUUGCUCAAGGCUAUUUAUGAAGGGACAUGCAGGUGGUUUUUCAAACAGAUUUUAUCUUGGGAUUGUUUAAUCUUAAAACAACUAACAAGGAACAAUGAAAUCCCCACCAUAGCUUUUAAUACAAUAAGUUGCUAAAAUGAAAGUGAAAAUACUCUGUGCUGAAAUCCUCAGAACCAAAACUAAAACCUCCUACCUGAAGCCACUCUGCUAAUGCUAGGUUGACAGUGUUUGUUGGAGUGCUUGAAUGUUUGUACCCAAAUGAGCUUUUUCAUAGUUGCAGUUUUGAACCACAGAAUAUUCAUAUCUCUAGACAGUAACUGUCUUAGUGUCUGCAAAGUCAGUCUCUUAGCUCCCUUCAUCGUCAAUGAAGCAACUUGAGAAACCAUUUUUUAAAAUUCACAAACUUUUAUUUCUCCCUUCAUACUCAGCUUUUCUUUUCAUAAGAACUGAAGAAAAGGUAUUCCUGUAGAAUUUGUGUUUUUCAUCUUUUGUUCCACCAGGGGGAGACUUGCCUUUUCCUGUCAAGAGUCCAUUUGAAAAUUGUGACAUUCCUCUUAAGAAAAAACACAAAUGGAUUUGAUUAAUUAUUGCACUUUAGUCUUUGAUAUUGACGCCAUUGUUUUGCACACAAAUCCUGAUACAAUGGAAAAAAUAAUCAUGUUUUACACAUUGUCAUCUUGGUCUCACCCAUUUUAAUGUUGAAAUGCGCUAUUUAUAUGUAUCAUUUAUUUCAGUUAGUAUGAUUUGUGUAAGUCAAGUUAAUCUAGGGUUUUUAAGUUGCUUAGUUCCAGCUGUUGCUUAUGUCUACCUUUUACCAUAAAACAUGUUAAAAUGUAUUUUUUUGAUGAGAGAAUGAAUGUGAGGAUGCUACAUGUAUAUAGAAACUUGAACCCAUUAAAGUUGCAUUUAUUGUUAAUUA